This is a messenger RNA of Amphimedon queenslandica, 5256 nucleotides long. RefSeq lists its product as uncharacterized. Gene Ontology annotation, biological process: positive regulation of transcription by RNA polymerase II. Gene Ontology annotation, cellular component: transcription regulator complex; histone acetyltransferase complex. NCBI's taxonomy places the organism in Eukaryota, Metazoa, Porifera, Demospongiae, Haplosclerida, Niphatidae. The coding region runs from base 71 to 5089 and encodes 1672 amino acids. The transcript is spliced from 17 exons. Gene Ontology annotation, molecular function: histone acetyltransferase activity; zinc ion binding; transcription coactivator activity. The record is from RefSeq and is a predicted model, not a curated record.
CUGUCAAAAUAUUAGACUUGGAGUACUCGGCUACUCGUCUUGUGAUUGUAAGGCAGCAAGUUAGCAACUAAUGGCUGGCAACCUGAGAAGCAAUUUGGUAUCUGGACUUAAUGAACAAGACGACAUCACUCCUCUUCAGUUAGUAAUAUCAAUACCACUUCACUCUGCAAACACAGGAGUACAGUUACCCACCAAUGGUAACAUCAUUUCAUCUCAGAAUGUAGUUGUUGGUGCUUCAGGGGAUUCCACUCCAUCUAUUCCUUUACCUCAACUUCCACCUGUCAUGAGUAGUGGGCAGCCCUCCUCUGCAAGCAAUGACCCAGAGAAGAGGAAACUCAUCCAACAGCAGCUAGUACUCCUCCUUCAUGCUCAUCGCUGUCAGCAGAGGGAGAGAGAGCAGCAGGUACACGGUGGGUUCAGACCCUGUGCUCUGCCGCACUGUAGGACGAUGAAGAAUGUUCUUAAUCACAUGACAGAGUGCCAAGCAGGAAGAGACUGUCAAUUUCCUCAUUGUGCUUCUUCAAGACAAAUCAUUUAUCACUGGAAGAACUGCCACCAGCAAGAGUGUCCUGUAUGCCUUCCUCUUAAAAACACCACUCGUCCCAACGUGGGUAGUUCCAUAGGCGGAGUUCCUAAUUCAAUGUUUGGUGGUGACGUCCCUCCUGUGAGUCUCCCACCACACCUGGUCCCAACAGGUACGAAUAGUUACCCAGGGCAAAUCGCACCACACUCUGCCCCUCCCACUGGGGACGUGGCUCAAAAUCAGCAAAUUACGAAGGACACUGCUGGUGCUAUGGCUCCUGGUCAGAAUCCACCUUUACCUCAAAAAGCCAGCCAGCCUCAAGGAGGAGGAGGAGGAGUUAAUCCUAAUCCAAUGGGACCAGCUCCUGGUCUCCCUCCUUCCUCUACCAGUGGGCCCAUGGGCCCUAAUCAAUCCAUGCCUCCUAACCAUGUUAGAGCGUGGCAUGCUGAAGUUAAUUUAGACCUAAGGAAUCACCUUAUUAAAAAACUAGUUGAAGCAAUAUAUCCAGUUCCUAAUCCAAACAGUAUGCAUGACAGUAGAGUGAAGAGCCUAUUCCAAUAUGCAGUGAAAGUUGAGAAUAUGAUGUUUGAGAAUGCAAGCAGUAGGGAGGAUUAUUAUCAGAAACUAGCAGAAAAGAUUUAUCGUGUUAGAAAAGAACUGGACGAGAAGAGACGAAUGAAUGAAAGAAGGAAAGCAGGUGCUCCUAAUGGCUUCCCUGAUGAUGGUCUUCAUCCAAUCACUGCCGUACCACAGAUGCAAGGACAGCCUAACAGCCAUUCACAAGGUGCCCCAGGCUUUCCUUUUAAUGAAUUCUCAAACCCUUCUCUCUCGUUUCCUCUAACUCCAUUCUCUGAGACGACCCAAAAGGACGUCCUUAAAGAGCUCAUCUCCUCCAUCCCUGGGGGCACCGGUACCCCAGGAGGACUCUACACCCCAUCACCCUCGGACCCGUCGGUCCCAACCGUCAAGAGCAAAAUAUUCUCUCCCCCCGUCUCUGCCCUCCCUCCCUCCUUUUCAGGACCUCCCCCGUCCUCUAAUAACAACUUUGAAGAUCAGACCCCACAGUCUGCUCUAAGAGCUCAUCUCUUGUCUCCAACCAGGACCAACUUACCUCCGUCCUCGGCUACUCCUCCUGUGUCCAUGGCCGAUAUGGAAGGCAUCAAGAUUAAGACUGAGACUCUCAUUUCAAAGCCGGAGUCUCAAGCCCCGCUUCCCAUCUCCGCCCCUCCAUCAGCUCUUCCUAAUAUGAGGACUCCACAGACUCCCCAGGAGACAUCAGUUGCUAGUAAGCGAAUGGGUCCAGUUGGAGCCAGGCCGAUGAUGCAGCCUGCUAGGUUUAACAUGCAUCAGUAUCGUCCAGGAGGGAUGGAUCCAGGCCCAGGGAUAGGUAUGGGUUUAUCAUCAGGUUUGAAUUACAUGUAUAUUUGUAAUAACUGUAGCACUCAUGUGGAGUUUAGGUGGCAUUGUAAAGAAUGUGAUGAUUACGAUCUCUGCACCACCUGUUAUCAUAAGAUUGGUCACGAGCACCCGAUGGAGAGGCUCGGUUUCAAUAUGGAAGACAAAGAGCCCGAAUCUUUUGUCUCAACUACCGUCUCUCGUGUGGAGAUGCAGAAGCAACGAAUCAAGUUCCUCAUCCAUGCCUGUCAGUGCAGUGACAGCUCAUGCUCUAAGCAGCUCUGUAUUAAGAUGAAGCAGUUACUGAGACACGCCCAAAACUGUAAGAUGAGGUCAUCGGGGAAAUGCUCUGUCUGUAAUUUCUUUGUCAAGUUGUGUGCGGCUCAUGCUCAAGAGUGUCGCGAGAUCAAGUGUCCAGUCCCGUUGUGUGCUAAUUUGAAAAAGAAGACAAGAGAGAGACGAAUGAGGGAGCAGUCUAGAAGUUUCCAACUUGCCGACCGACAAAUAAUGGCCAUGAAUCGCUCUCAUUUGUUCCCCCUUACUACUACUAAUGAGGAGAGCUCCAAUAAAUCCAGUGCAAAGCAAACUGGAAUUGUGAAUAAAUGGCUAAAAGAAGGUAGUGUUGAGCUGACUGUUACUCGUGUUAACUUGCAUGGACCUCCUGGAGCUGGAAAAACCUGUGCAUUGCAGCUUCUACUAAAUGAAGACCCACCUACUGAGCAUGUUACUGACAGUACACCAAUCGCUCGUCCAACUGUCAGAGCUACAAGAGUAUCCGUUGACAAUUUGAAGUGGGAGAAAGUUACUAGAGCUGGUUUACUUGAAAGACUAGCUUCUGAUUUAAUUGCGGCAGCUGCUACUCAGCCUGAAGAAUGUAUUGAAUCUACUUCACCUUUAAAUGUACCAGCACAUCAGCCAGAACGACACAAUGAUCCUAUCAUCAAUUCCACUUCUAUUGGAAAUUCUGCUCCUCCUAUCAUCAAUUCUGAUCCUAUCACUAAUUCUGAUUCUGAUCCUAUCAUCAGUCCUACUUCUAGCAUUGAUUCUGAUUCUAUAGAAACAAAUGAAACUAUCAUUUCAGAUAAUGAAGGGAGCUCGGUGUCAAAUGAAGCCAGUAAUGAUGAAACUGAAACUGUUAUUCAAGAAAUAUUAGGUGCAAUCCAACGAUCAGCAGUUCAGUUAAAUGAUGAUUGGUUGUAUAUCAUUGAUUCUGGAGGUCAGCCAGCAUACCAGGAGCUAUUGCCAUUGUUCAUUAGAACAGCUUCUCUCAAUAUCAUCACUCUUGAUCUCUCCCAACCUCUUGAUAAGAAGCUUGAUUUUCAGUACAGAAUUGGGGGAGAGACUUUUUUGUGUGGUUUGAAUUUAAAGUAUUCAAAUCGGGAAUUCUUUCAGUCUGCAGUUUCUUCUGGAGCCAUUUUGAAACCAAUUCAUGUUCCUCAUGUGCUUGAAACACCUUCACACCCAAUGCAUUUCGUAUUAGGUACACAUUAUGAUCUCAUAAAUCAAGAUAGCCUCAAAAAGAUUGAUGAAGAGUUAAUGUCUUCACUGAAGCCUGACAUACAAAAUUAUGUUGUUCCCAAUAAGCGUGGAGAGUCUAUUAUAUUUCCUGUUAAUACACUAAUCCCUGAAGAUGAAGGAAGAUUGGCAGCAGGUCAGAAAUUAUGUCAAUCAAUAGCAAAUUGUGGAGGCACUUCUCUCAAAAUAAAUAUGCCAAUUCGCUGGUUUGCAUUUGAGCUUUGGUUGCACAAGGUAGCAGAGAAGAAAAGCCGCAAUGUUCUCAUAAUAGAUGAAGUUAUAUCUGCUGGCACAAGGUUUCAAAUGAGUGAGAAUGAUACUAAGGAUGCCUUACGGUAUCUCCAUAAUGUCACUAUUGUCCUAUAUUUUCAUGAUAUCUUGCCAGAGUUAGUUUUCGUUGAUCCUCAGCCUAUUCUUGAGAUUCUGUCACGUUUAUUGGCUCUUACUUAUGUAGAAAGAAGUGCACUGCACCUAAUUACCAAUCCAGUACCUUUAGAUGAAGAUAUUAACAAGCUUCAUAAUUUUGGUUUCUUUCAGAAGGAGCUCUUGUCUCAUUUAAAAUCAGAUGUUAAGCUUUUCUUCCCACCACACUUUGAGCCCUCACAUUUAAUUAAACUUCUCAUUCAUCUUCGUGUCAUUACCAAAGCUACAGGAGGGAAUUAUUUUUUUCCGUGUGCUUUGCAGCCAUACACUGAUCUACCUAUGCCUCAAACAGAAACCAAACCUCUCCUUAUAGUCUGGCAAGAGACACAUGAUCAUUUUGGUCUCAAUUCUCUUCCAGUUCCACAGGGACUGUUUCCCUUACUCAUCACUCACCUCCUCAAUCAGAAAGAUCACUCCUGUAUCAUUGAAUUCCCUCCAUUAAAGCCAAGGUACUACAAGUAUCGCGAUGCGCUAUCUUUAUGGAUCAAAAUUAAAAGAAAACGUUACACACUUCACAUAAUCAAUCGCUACACACAUAUCGAGGUUUAUUUUGUUGGAUCAAUUGAGAAAGCAAAAGAGAAUUGCCUGUAUAUUCGUGAAAUAGUCAUGACAGCUGUCAAUCAAAGUGCUGAUGCCAUCAAUGUCAAGCGCAAUCACAUUAAUGCAUUCUUCUGUCCUAAGGAAAGGAACUGUUACUGUGUCGUAGAGGAAGACUAUUUGGAAAUCAAUUGUACACUGUGUACAAGGUCAGCUGAUAUAAGGGAAGAUGAUGAGAGCUACUGGUGCUGGUUUCAUUUAAAAGACUGUAGUUUAACAGAUUGUACCCCUGAAGCACUAAUCCCAGUUUUACAAUGUCCACUAGCAGUCAAUAUUUGUGACUUGGAUCAGAUCUUGACUGACAUGAAAGAGGGUCAUUUUCGUAAUCGCAGUUGGUAUGAUCUAGGACUGAAACUGGGCCUGUAUGAUACAACACUGAGUGACAUAGAAUCAAGCUCCUCUGAAGUUGAAGUGUGCCUUAGAAGGUGCAUUGCUGCAUGGUUGCAGAGAGCUGAUGGAGUAGAUGAUAAAGGAGGAGCAAACUGGACCACACUAGUUGAGUCUCUUGAACAAUGUGAUAAAAAGUCAACAGCUGAACACAUCAGAUGCAAGAGAUUAAGAGUAGCUGCUGAUCAAUCACUGACUGAUCCAGAAUUAUGCCCAACUAGCAGCAAGAAGAGUAAAAGUUCCUGUUGAGUUAUUAUAAUGAAAGAGAUAUGAGUGACACAAAUUCUAUUUAUACAUGCCAAUAUAAUUAUUAUUUCUACAUACUAUAUAAACCAUAAAGAAAUUUUAAAUUUUAUUAUGUAUUAUUUUAAUUCUUUUAUUUUUAUUUGUUUUGUAAUAAAAAGUACAUACAAUAC